Messenger RNA from Cucurbitaria berberidis CBS 394.84, 1668 nucleotides. Its product is annotated as phosphoglycerate mutase-like protein. The record is from RefSeq and is a predicted model, not a curated record. Lineage: Eukaryota; Fungi; Ascomycota; Dothideomycetes; Pleosporales; Cucurbitariaceae. The coding region runs from base 1 to 1668 and encodes 555 amino acids. The transcript has 6 exons. Gene Ontology annotation, molecular function: acid phosphatase activity.
AUGCACGGGAUACUCGAGCUCUCGGUACAGCUCCUCAACUCAUUUAAUCCUGCAAAAUUCGUAGGUCGGCUUGGAGCGCAAGUACCCAUCCAAGACCAAAAUGCUGUUCUGAGGCCUACAGCGACUACGAAGUCUUCGGGUCUUCCAGAUUACUUCGUCACCGACGAUGGACACUUCCAAGGUCCAACCCAAACUGGAGAAGCGCCAUAUCUUGCGCAAACGAAUCUAGCGCCAUUUGCAGGAGUCUCGUAUAUUCCCAAUACGCCUCUAGAAACCCAAAUGCCCAUCGCAGGCAAUGUAGAUAACAAGAACAUCUUCCAGAGCUUUGCGAUCCUCAGUCCCUACUUUCCCAAUCCUCGAGGUUUCGGCGUGAACGAGUAUGCAAUUCCUCCAGGAUCCAACGUAUCAUGGCUCAACAUGGUGCAUCGCCAUGGUAGUCGAUAUCCCGAGUUUAGCGGCGACGCUGCAGAGCGUACCCUUGGGAAGAAGAUCUCGGAUGCGGAGGGUAACUUCACGGGUCACGGCCCUCUUGAUUUUCUCAACAAGUGGAAGUUCAUGCUGGGUGCUGAGAUCCUGGUACCGAAUGGCAAGCAGGAGCUGUUCACCUCGGGAACCCUGCACUACUACCACUAUGGCCACCUGUAUCCCAACAAUGGAAGCAAGAUUGUUGUCAGAAGCACCACACAGAGACGCAUGACGGAGUCUGCGGAGUACUUCCUUGCUGGCUUCUUUGGCCUGGGCUGGGCGCAGAACGCAACGCUCGAGUUGGCUAUUGAGUGGCCUGGCUUCAACAACACCCUUGCAGGAUACAAGAAUUGCAACCAUUCGAGUUGGGAUAUGGCCCGGGAAGCUCUUAUGGAGUGGGUAGGUGUCUACCUUCACGAUGCUCAUCAGCGUUUCAGGGACAAUAUCUCAGGUGAUCUUGACUGGACGCUGAGUGAUACGUACAAUGCUCAAGCCCUUUGCUCCUAUGAGACUGUCGCUCUCGGCUUUUCUCACUGGUGUGGUCUCUUCACUUACGAGGAAUGGGAAGGCUUUGAAUAUGCUCUCGAUAUCGGAUUCCAGGCUGGAACUGGUUUCGGGUCCCCCGUUGGUCGAGCUAUAGGCAUCGGUUAUGUACAGGAAGUUCUCGCCCGCAUGCAGCACCACGUUAUCACCGACCCGACAGCACAAAUCAACGUGACGCUCGACAAUAACACCGCUACGUUCCCGAUUGAUCAGAAUAUCAACCUCGACUUCAGCCACGAUGCGGGAAUACUUAGUAUCCUUGUUGCUUUCGGCCUCACGCAAUUCAACGACGUGCUUCCUACAACGCACAUUCUAAAAGAUAGACAGUUUCUCGUUUCGCAUCUCCAGCCAUUCGCUGGUCGCCUCGACAUUGAGGUGAUCAAGGCGCCUGCGCCAGUAUCCGCUAAGCGUUCUGACACGAAGGUUUACCUUGAGGGAAAGCCAACAAGCUACGUCCACUUUAUCCUGAACCAGCGAACGAUACCACUAGGAAAGAGCCAUAAAGAAUGCGGCGAUAGAGAUGACGGGUGGUGCGAGAUGGAGGCAUUCCUCAAAGUGCAGCAGAAGCAGAUAGAGCUAGCAGAUUUCGACCAUGCAUGCUUUGGAGAGUAUGCAAAUCCCAAGUACGGGGAUGUUACUGAUGGACGACCAGUAAGGUAG